Molecule: messenger RNA, 472 nt
Organism: Aspergillus glaucus CBS 516.65
Lineage: Eukaryota; Fungi; Ascomycota; Eurotiomycetes; Eurotiales; Aspergillaceae
Product: putative tubulin-specific chaperone Rbl2
Exons: 4
Coding region: 36-389 (117 amino acids)
Biological process (GO): post-chaperonin tubulin folding pathway; tubulin complex assembly
Cellular component (GO): cytosol; microtubule cytoskeleton
Molecular function (GO): beta-tubulin binding
Source: RefSeq, a predicted model, not a curated record
ACGGCUCAGUGGAGCUCGAGGAAUAAUCGGAAAUCAUGGCACCCCGCUCGCAAUUGGAGAUCUUCACAUCAUCGGUCCAGCGCCUGGUCAAGGAAGAGGCGUCUUAUCACAGCGAGAUCAAGCAACAGACGGAGCGGAUCAAGAAGCUAGAAGCUCAGGAUGAAGGCGACGAGAACAGAGAAUACUUGCUGAACCAGGAGCGCCGCGCACUCGAGGAAAGCAAGAAUGUUUUACCUAGCUUGAAGACCAAGAUUGAGGACACAGUAGCUAUGCUUGAGAGUCUACUGAUCGAGGAGGGCAAGAGGGGCUCCGAGAGCAAUGUCGAACAUAUCACGGCUGCUAAAGAAGCCGUUGCAAAGGCUAAAAUCGCUGAGCGGGAGAUUUCAUAACUAGGGUGCCCACGAAUUGAAAAGUCAUGAUUCCAAUUAUGAGACAAAAUUUGCACCAAGAGAUGAAUAUAAACUAAGAAAGG